GACGUGCCGCUACUGCUAAAUUCUAUACCGACAAGUUCUUCCAUCUCUGUGCCCACAUCCCCAAGUUCGAUAUCCUGUGCGAGCGGAUCCUGCGAUCCCCCGAAGACGUCUUCCUGUUCGCGAAAUACAUGCAAGUUCACGCCGCGGCCGGCCGCACGACUGACAUCUCCACGCUAAAAUCUAGUUUCCAUUCGUACUUCCCCUAUGUAGUCAUCUCAGGCUCCAACGACCUAGUUAUCCCUCCGCCUGGGCCCGGACAACUCGCUGGUCUCAAGGCCCGAAACGGAGGAUACUGCACUACAAGCACAGGACGCCUUAUUGUCCCUAUAGAUGAGCGGUCGGCAUUUGAUCGUGAUCCUACUCAGUACUGCAAGAAGAAGAUAGUGCACCACAAGGACGUCGCAAACACCGUACGACACAAAAAACGCCACCAAGCCGAUCGGCCCGAGCCUCGCGAUGACAACAAGUCAUACCCAAGCUAUCUCUUCCCAACAGACCUCAAGUACGACAACACGCGUCCUCAUCGCCAUAUCUUCAAAGGUGACUUCCUUAUCGAUAUCGGUCAUCUUCUGAGCACGGAAGAGCGGUGGAGCGGCGAUAACAAGCAGCGGACCGGGCAUCACUUGCACACCGCCCUGCAUCGCCUUCUCACAGUCGAGUACCAGGCGUGGCAAGAAGACGUGGAGCACGGUGACUUUAGGCAAUCAGAGGACACGUUCGAGUGGAACGUAUUUGCUUUCAUCAACGAGUGUGUCCUUCACGCGCUCAAUGUGUGUACCCGAGCUGAUCUUUCACACAGCAAGGUAUUCGGGGGUGAGGCCGGGGCACCCGACCAGCAGAAUCCGGACGAAUUUGGUGAAGACGAAGACAAUGAUGACACUGAUAUCCGUGCGCAGAUGUUGAAAGCCCGUAUGGCCGAACUCGAGGAACGUCGGGAGCGCCGCGCGAAAGGUCUUCGCGACGCGCCAGCAGAACCUGCGGAGACCCAAGUCCGGUCUCAGUCGCCAUCGGUGGAGACCAUUUCGAAGACCUCAGCCGUUGUGGACGUCACGGACGACGACUGGGAUGAGCUUUUCGCUGGCGACCCCUCUUAG
Molecule: messenger RNA, 1094 nt
Organism: Dichomitus squalens LYAD-421 SS1
Lineage: Eukaryota; Fungi; Basidiomycota; Agaricomycetes; Polyporales; Polyporaceae
Exons: 4
Source: RefSeq, a predicted model, not a curated record